ACAGCAAAUUCUUAGAUGCAGUUGAUUUAUGUGGGUGGACACAAAGUAUUCUAAGGCCCACCCGAAACCAAAAUAUACUGGACUUGGUUUUCUUGAAAGACAUCGCCUUAUCUACCAUAGACAUCAGCCGACCAUUCCCUGGUAGUGACCACAACACAGUAAUCUGCGCCCUUGAUACCAAGCUUCACUCAUCAAAACGCUCUACCCUGCGCAAGACAUUCAUGUGCUUCGGAAAAGCUAGGUGGGACGUAUCUAACUCCUUCAUUAGAAGCUUAGACUGGGAUCUUUUCUUUUCUAAUAGCAACCUAGACACUGUCCUACUAGCCUUUUACCAGAAUGUAUCUAUUUGCUUUGAUAAUCUCGUUCCUAAAUGUAAAGAAAACCCAAGAGAAAACAUAAAGAAUUUCAUUCCUAUAAAAGUAAAGGCUAAGCUGCGAAAGCUGUACCGACAGUACCACAGAGAAAACGACUUCUCAUGCCUUCUAAAUAUACAGAACAUUUAUCUAGCUUUGAAAGAAAAUAACGACAAAGCCCUACUCAGACAAGAACAUGCAGCUCUUAAAGAUAGCUCUAAAUACACUGCAAUCUGUAGGCUUUAUCGCAAAAGGCUAAACUCCCGUAAAACGGAUAUACAAUUCAUUUUAGAAAAUGGCGAAACCACUAGUGACUCUAAAAUAAUUUGUGAGCUUCUAAACUCCCAUUUCUCACAGUCAUAUACCUAUGAUGAUAAUACGUUGCCACAACCUCUAUUCCCUGUACGUUCACAAAAAACCUUAGAAAUUAUCAGCUUUUCUUUAGAUAAUAUUAAGAAAGCAAUCACUUCUCUUAAAAGUUCAAACAACCCAGGUCCUGAUAUGGUUCCCUCAACUUUUUUAAAAUACGGUGGUGAAGACAUUCCUAUUCUCCUUCUUAAAUUGUUCUCUACCUCUCUAUCAACUGGAACAUAUCCAGAUGCAUGGAAAACCACGCACAUUACCCCUAGGUAUAAGUCAGGCUCCCGUUCAAGUGUCAUGAGUUACAGACCCAUUAACCUAACUUCUGUUAUUUCAAGGGUUCUGGAAAAGAUCGUGAAAAGUGCCAUUUUUGACUUCCUCUCUCAAGAGAAACUUAUCACUCCUUAUCAACACGGUUUCAUGAAGUCACGUUCUUGUACGACAUGCCACUUACAAUUUUUCGACCACAUCUCACAACUUAAAGAUUCCAGUAUGAUCACAGUUAUCGUAUACUUAGAUCUUAGUAAAGCCUUUGACACUGUAAGCCACCGACUGUUAAUAUCAAAAGUCCAGUCCUAUGGGAUACAGGGUUCAUUGUUAAGCUGGCUCAGUUCGUUUCUAAGCAACCGGAUGCAGAUGGUCAGGUUAGGUUCCCACACAUCCAACCCCGUUCGGAUAACAAGUGGAGUUAUACAAGGUAGUGUCCUAGGUCCACUGCUAUUCCUGUUAUAUUUCAAUGACAUUUGCGACGUUAUUAAACAUGGCAGACCUUUCCUAUUCGCCGAUGACAUCAAAAUAGUGUAUCACUCACUCAGAAAUGAAGUGUCAUGUGUAUUUAGUAGGAUUCAAGAUGAUAUUGAGAGCGUCCAAUUAUGGUGUAACACAUGGAAAAUGAAGUUUAACGUUGAAAAAUGUGGUGUGCUAUGCUCCAAAAGCAUUUCAUCUGAACUUUCCAUCUCCCUACACAACAAACAUAUUCCUCGUCUGCCGCUUACAACAGACUUGGGUCUGAAAUACACUCCAGAAUUUAGCCUGGCUGAAUACGUUAAAUUACAAGUAUCAAAGGUCAAAAGGCUCUUUGGAUUUUUAUUCCGAAACUUUAAGACCAGUGAAUCCAAAAUAAUGCUGUACAAGUUGUGCGUAAGGCCCUUACUUGAAUUUUGUCCCCCUAUCAUGGACAGUGUCUCCGUAAAAGACAGAUGCAAAUUAGAAAGUCUACAAAGGGCGUUUACUAAACGUCUAGUAGGUGAUAAUCUUUGCAUCUCUUACUAUGACAGAUGUAAUCUAUUCGACUUGGAACCCUUAUGGGUUAGACGACUGAAGUUCAACCUAAAAAUUACAUUUAGGAUUGCCAAAGGGCUUAUAUAUUUCCCCCACAAUGACUUUACUUUCAGUUCACCUAAGAAAUAUAACCUGAGAAAUAAAUCUUCUUCUUUUAAAGUUCCCCGCUGUCAUACAAAAUACAGAUCAAACUCUUUCACUGUGAGAUACCGUUGCAUUUGGAACCGUCUUCCAACUGAAAUUAGAGACAGUCCUACCCCAAAAACUUUCUCAUCUUUGCUGAACAAAUAUUUCAUUAACAACGGGUUAGAAGGGGUAUGUGACAAACUAAAAAUUAGAGAUCUAAUACGGCACUCCUCUGAUCCUCACUGUUAGCUCCUGAAAUCUGUAAACCCUAUGUGUGACAGUCACUUUCACUAUGAUUGCUUUCACAACCCUAGACACCUAUUCUUAAUCAGCCUUAAAUUUUAAACUUUUUUUUAAUUUCCUUCAAAUAUUUUUGCAUAUAUCCCUGAUAAUAUUGUAUUAUGAGUAUUUCAGUAUGCUAAGGUUCAAUCUCAAAUUCCAGAUGCAAAUCAACUGAAGACGACUGGUAUUAAAAUAUCUCCAGAGCCUGCCUAGUGCUAUACGUCUAGCUCUACGCAAAUUAAGGCCAAAAUGGUAGUUGUCUAAAUAUUCAAAUAAACGGUGAAUUUUCUUAUCCUAUUAUUCUAUAACUAUAAUCUUCUCUGUUCAACUUUUCUUGAACAACAUAUUAUAACUUAUCACUGGUUAUUUGCUCAAUGCUGCACGAUUACUCCCUGAUUUUCUAAACUACAUUUGUUUAUAUCUAAAAUGAAUCUUAUCUUACUAUUCUAUUACUAUAAUCCUGUAUGUUCAAAUUUUCUAGAACAACAUAUUAUAACUUACCACUGCUUAUUUGCUCAAUGCUGCACGAU
Trichobilharzia regenti is the source of this 2932-nucleotide messenger RNA. NCBI's taxonomy places the organism in Eukaryota, Metazoa, Platyhelminthes, Trematoda, Strigeidida, Schistosomatidae. The record is from the annotation of a GenBank genome assembly.